AUAUUAAAGUCACGUGAUCUGCCUGGUGAACCUCCCUCCUGAAACCUCGGGAAUUAUCGUUACUUUAGAAAUACCAACUUUAAGGAUCGAACACGACAUCCAUGUAUUAAAUUGUCCGAGACGUUUGAAAUGGUAACUUGUAUUUUCAAUAUUAUUUAUUUAUCUCUGGCUCGUUUAGCUCUGAUUAUAACAACAAAAUCUAAUCGCAAUAGCUUGAAUCGAUAUUUACUAAUUUAAAAUUUCUAAUUAUAUGGUAAAAUGAAAAGAUUUAUUUCUUUUAACUGUAGAAUUAUGAGCAAUUCAAUAAAUUUUGCUGUUUUUUCUUGAAUAGUAAAUAACUUGAGCGAAAUUAAAAUUUCAAUUGUGAUGUUUCCUUAUAUGGACUGGCUGUUUAUUAUUUUGUGAACAACUUAUUAAUAAUUUUAAUGAUCUUCUUGAUUCUCUGUCCUACCGUGAGAUUUCUCGUAAUCAUUCAUAUGUUUAGGUAAAUAAAAAUUCAAAUAGAACUCAUAACAACUACUCUGUUAGGAGUGCAUGCUUUCUAUAAAAACUAGGAAGUAGUAUAAGCGCAUAAAGGACCCUAAAUAACCCAAUUUUAACCAUUUAAUUACUUCUUGUCUAUUCCGUUUAUUUUUAUUAUUAUCGUAUCGAAAUCGAAACCUACGAUUUAUUUCAGGGAGAUCGAAUCGGAACCGGAAUUCGUUAAUCGUUGAAGUCUAGUUCUGGUCAGGAUCGAUAAAUCGAUUAUCUUUGCUUUUAUAGCUACCCAAUCUCCUUAACUUUUCUGUGGACUUUGGCAAAUUUAAAGCAAAACCUAAGCAGUAAGAAUUUUUCAAUAUGGCUUCCAAUGAGGAUAGCCUUAUCAAUGAAAUUAAGAGGAGUCGGGAAAUUGUCAAAAGCUAUGAUUCGGGAUCCUUUGCAGAUAUAGACGAAAGUGAAGUUUUCGAUAGUUCAUAUUAUAAUAAAAUCGAUAGAUUCGGUUUUAGACAUCCUGAAGGUUACUCAGAAACAAGUGAUGAAUCUAAAACUAAGAAAAAAGAUAUUUCUAGAUUACAGAAAUGGGAUAAAUACGUUAAAGCUAAAGCCGGUUUUCGAAAAGAUGAAAAAUUUCGUAAAAGGGUCUAUAAAGGCGUACCUCAAAGGUUUAGAGGAUGGUAUUGGGAAUCAAUGUUAGACGUAAAAAAUACUAAGGAUCAACAAAUUCAUGGAAAUGUAUAUAAGAAUAUGACCGAAAAGGGACGCAACUAUUCGCCUUACAUCGAUCAAAUUGAUAAGGAUGUUAAUCGAACUUUUCGCAGUCACACAUCUUUCGAAAAGCGUUAUCAAGGACAACAAAAACACCUUUUCAACGUUCUCGUCGCAUAUUCCGUUUACAAUACUGAAAUUGGUUAUACGCAGGGAAUGAAUGGAAUAGCGGCAUUACUAUGCAUGUUUCUCAGUGAUGAAGAUGCGUUUUGGGCUUUUUCAAAUUUAUUCACAGUCGAAAAAUAUGGUAUGCACGGUUUCUUUGCUUUAGGUUUUCCAAAAAUUGAACGAUUUAAGGAACUGCUGCAAUCAUUAUUGAAGAAACACUUGAAAAAAUUGUAUAAGCACAUGAAAGAAAUGAAUAUAGUUGCAGAUACGUAUGUUUUCAAGUUCUUCAUGGCCUGCUUUGCUCAUUGUGUUCCACCGAGUUUGAUGUUUCGACUAUUUGACGUUUUUAUUCUUGAAGGCGACAAAAUGUUGCUAGCUAUGGGUCUGCUGUAUUUCAAAAAACAUAGUAAGAAAAUGUUGAAAAUGAAUGACGAAAAACUUUACGAAUAUAUGAAUAAUACUCUGCCGCAAAACUUCGGUUAUCCAGACGAUGAAGUUAUGACGGAACUUAUGGAUCUAGUCGACGAACUGCAGAGAAGUCGAACGUUUAUAAAUAAAUUAACACAGCCAGAUGGAAAGAAAGAGUGUCCUAAUAGAUUUUUUAUGUGUAACACGGAAGAAAUACAAAAACGAAUUGAUUGUUUCGAGAAGAUGUGUAUCGAAUCUCUUCCUAACCCUUCUUACUUGCGUAUAGAGGAGAAAAAGUCACCAACCAAGAGUCAGAAGUCAGGGACAGACGAAAAUUCAGCAACUCGCAACUCCAAGUCAAGCAGAGAAAUGUCACCUUUACAAGGACAGCACUCCAUAGACAGUGCAGAUGAACUUUCAUUCAGUGAGAGAAGUUAUAUACCACAAUCCCAGCAAGCUGUUCAAAUAGUAAGAAGUAAUAGUCAGCCGAAAACGGCAUCGCCCAAAAAAUCCCCAACGAAGCCAGCAAUAAAUCAUACAGUUCAAGUUGAAAUUGAGAGUCAGCCUGUUAAAGUCGAAAAAACUAAUUUAAAUGGCUCAUCAGUAUCUGACACAGAUAAAAAAUUAGCAAGACCAGCUUCUAUGUAUACGAAUAUUACUAGCUCAGCCGAUGAAACAAACGUUCGGAGUUCACAUUCCGUCAAUUCGUUUCGAAAUUCCGUGCCAUCUUCGCCAUUAAAUAAUGGACUCUUGUCAACAAGUCACAAGUCAUUAAAUGAUUAA
Dimorphilus gyrociliatus is the source of this 2544-nucleotide messenger RNA. Lineage: Eukaryota; Metazoa; Annelida; Polychaeta; Dinophilidae. The record is from the annotation of a GenBank genome assembly.